AAUUUGAUGACAACAAGUAAAUAUUUUACGUGGAAUAAUGUAAUCCCUAUUAUUAUCAACUUAAUUCAAAAUUUAGAGAUUAAUUAAUUCCAUCUUGUAUAAAAAAUGGAGUCACCACAUUCCAACGACGCCAAUAAAAAGGUAAAUUUGGAAAAUCUAUCUAAAGAGGAGCUGAUCAAAAAGUGUACCCAAUUGUUACAACUCGCCCAGAAGGCGAAACAAUCAAAAGUUGUGCUACAAGAAGAAAACAGUAAGCUAAAAGAGGAAUUGAAUAUUAAAAAAUCAGAUAAUUCAGAUCUUGUUACUAAAGAAUUAAUAGAAAAUUUAACCCUCCAAAAAUUAAAUUUAUUUACAAGCAAUCAAGAGUUGAAAAGUCAAAAUGAAAGUUUUGUAGAAAAAUAUCAAACAUUGCAGUCGGAAAUAAAAGAAUAUCAAGAAAAACUAACAAUAUGUGACAAUGAAAACACAUCUUACAAAAGACAAAUCAUUCGUUUAACUGAUGAAAAUGAACAGCUAAUAACUGAUUUAGAUACUUUAGAAAAACAACUUGUAGAAUUAAAGUCAAAAAGCGUCAGUCAACAUCAAAGAAUACUAGAAUUAGAACAAUUAAAAAGUGAAGAAACCAAAAAUGCCACAGUCGAGCUACAAAACAUGCUAAGCAUAAGUUUAGGAGAAGUAAAAAAACUACAAACUGAAAACAGUCAGUUAAAAGAAAAAAUUAGUAACCUUGAAUUAAAUCUCAAAGAAAAGGAUAAAAAUAUAAUUGUUAUCGGCAAGGAACUAUUAUCUGCCAAAAAUGAGAUAACCAAAUAUAUAGAUGAAUCUGAAACUGAUAAAAUAGAAGCAAAUUUAGAAGAAAAGGACAAUAAAAUCAGGGAGUUGGAAGAAAGUAGUGUGAAAUUAAAACAAAAAAUUAAAUUCUAUCAUUCAAAAAUAGUAAAAUUUGCCACUAUAGCGAAAGAAUUGAGAACUAGCAAAAAUGAAAUUUUAGAACUUUUCAAAUCCUACAUAGAACAAGUAAAAGUUUGGAAAGACCAGUUAAACUUUGGUGAAAAAAACAUAGUUAAAUAUCUAAAUGGUAUUGAACAAGAAAAUAAAUAUUUGAAAGAGAAAUUAGAUCAACUAAAUCAAUUGGAAAAAGCAUCAGAUUUUGAUAAAAAUACAUUUGAGAGUGAGAUUAGGCAAUAUUUAGACAAAUUAGAAGUACAAACCAAGGAAAUAGUGGAUUUAAAAGAAGAUAGGAAUAAAAUAGUUAAUGAAUUAAAAGGCAAAUAUGAAGAAGAGCGAUUACACUGGGAAAAAGAAGUGCUUGAUUUCAAAGAAACCAUUGAAAAACAUGAAACUGAAAUAAACACUCUAAAAGACCAAUAUGAGAGUGAAAAAUUAGAUUUGGAAAAACAAUUGUUUGAAUCUAAUAAAAAAUAUGAAACAGAAAAAUUACACUGGGAGAAAGAAUUGCUUGAUAUCAAAGAACAAUCUAAAAAUGAAAUUAAAGUGGUUAAAGAUCAAUAUGAGAGUGAAAAAUUAGAUUUGGAGAAACAAUUAGUUGAAUCUAAUGAAAAAUAUGAAUCAGAAAAAUUACACUGGGAGAAGGAAUUGCUUGAUUCCAAAGAAAACUGUGAAAAUGAAAUUAAAAUGUUAAAAGAUCAAUAUGAUAUUGAAAAGAUGCAUGGGGAAAAGGAAUUGAUAGAAUCUAAAGAGAAGAUUGAAUGUUUAUUGGAAGAAAAUAAACUAAAAACAAAUAAUGUAGAUAGUAACAAAUUUUUAGAUGAAAAAUUAAAAUUAGAGCAUGAAUUGGAAGAAAUUCGUGCCAUUUAUGAAGAUCAGAAGUGUUCUUUACAUGAACUUACUAAUUCUAAACAGGAUAUAGAACUGAGACUAACAGAGACUGAGCAAAUAGUAAAAGAACGAGAAAACGAGAUAAUACUCCUAAGAAAGGAGAAUGUGACCAUAUCGAAAAUAAAAGAAGACCUAAUUCAUGAACUAGAAAAAUUAAACUGCGAUAGAAGGAGUUUAAAAGAGAAAUCAGAGAACCUUAAAAAAGAUUUUGAAAAAAGAAUAUCAGACCUUCACAAUGAGGUCAGAUCUCUGCAAGAGUUAGAAUCAAGUUUUUCAGAUGAAAUCAAACACUUAUCAGGUGAAAACAAAUCUCUGACUUCCCAAAAUGAGUUGCUACAAGAUAGACUGCAAAAAUUCGAAUAUUCUUUACAAAAUAGAACCAACGUUUCAUCACAAACAAAUGAAGUUGCUUGCAAUAAUGAAGAAUUUGAAGAACAAGUUUCAAAUUUAAAGAGAGAAAAUGCUGAAUUGUUGUCAGAGAUGAAUGAAAUGAAUCAGGCCAUUAAAGAAAGGGGAGAGAACAUAUCAAAGUUGGAAGCCCAUUGUGAAGAGGUGAUGAAAAAGUUGCAAAUCUAUGAGUCACAAGCUAAUAAGAAUAUCGAUAAUUUGACAGAAAAGGAACGGAUUAUUGAAGAUCUAACAAGAGAAAUUAACGAAUUGAAAAGUAGAGACACUAUGAAUUCGAAUGUGAAUUUGAGUCAUACUGACGAAAUAGAUGCCUUAAAGGGUGAAUUAGAUAUGCUGAAAGACAAAUUGAAUUCUAAUUUAGAAUGCAACUAUACUGAUGAUGGAAUGUCUACAUCUACUAUAUCCAGGACUGAAGAAAUGAAUAGGUUGAAAGAUUUGGAAGGAUCUUGGGAAGAACGAUAUGGGAAAUUAAGAAAUUUAGCUGUUAAGUUAAAAAGUAAAGUGCGUGAGCUGACCCAAGCUCUGAAUCAGCAACAGUCCGAAAAUGAAGAAAUCCAAACCAAAUUAUCAUCUAGCGUAAAAACGAUUCAGAACUUACAAUCCCAAUAUGACAAACUCGAAGAUGAUUUGGAAAAAUCUAAAAAACAAUGCGCCAACCUGCAAAUCCAGCUGAGUGGCGCUGCAAGCGACAUCUCCAGGGACAAGCAGUAUCUGGCCAAUUCCGAAGAGAUCAUCGCCGAGCUGAAAAACGAAUUAGAGAAAAGGAGAAAAGAAAAAGAGGCCACGGAGAAUUGGAAGAAGCAAGUCGGCGCCAAGAUACAGACUCUAAGAAAAGAACUGGAAGCCAACAACGUUUUGAAAAAAGAUUUCGAAGCUCAAAUAGCUACUUUGACCAGCAAUCUGGAAUCCAAAGAGCUCGCUUUGAAAUCAGAAAUCGAGAAUCACAAGCACACCAAGAGUUUACUAGAUCAAUCCAAUAACGAGCGUAAAAAGAACUCCGUCCUGAGUUUAGAAAUGCAAGAUUACGAAAGAGGCGCCAUAGAAUCAUCUAAGAAGCUUGAAAAGCAACAAGAGGAGAUUGCUAAAUUGAAAAACCAAGUGGACAGUCAAAAGAGCACCAUAAACGCCCUAAGAGAACAGAAUAAGUUACUGGAAGAAAGGAUACUAUCGGAAGAAGACAAUUUGAACACUCUAACAGCAGAAAUAUCGACCUAUAAGAAACAAAUAUCCAAUUUAGACAACGAAAUAUCGCAGAAAAUCGAUAAAAUCCACUCGUUAACCCAACAACUUGAAACAUCUCGUUCGGAGGCCGAAGAACUCUCCACUGAACUCAGCAAACUUAUUUCCGAGCACCAGAAAGCCAAUAAUAUCCUCAAAUCCGAGCGGGAUCAUCUUUCGGCGGACAAUCUGAGGCUGCAACAGAGCCUCAGAGAGGCCCAGGAUAGUUUGAGACUGAACAAGGACGAGCUCAGAGUGAUCCAGAACGAGUAUGACGGGUAUAAGGUCAGGGCGCAGAGCGUUCUGAGGCAAAACCAAAACAGAGACGUGGGUGUGGAGGAAAAGCUCUCUGAGGAGGUAGCGUCGUUAGUGGCGCAGAAUUUGAAACUCACCGAUCAGAUUCAUGAAGCUAAGAAAACCAUUGAAUCUCUGGAAAAUACCAACACCAAACUAUCGACCGAUAUUAAACAGUAUGAGCAAAAAGUUCGAGAGCUCGAAGAGGACGGCGAAGAGAUCAAAAUUCAGUUUGCCGAUUUGUCUGCCAAACAUGAAAAAACUGUUACAGAAAACGCCGAAACUUUGCGAAAUCUCAAGGUUCACGCCGAUACCCUUUCUCAGUGCUACAGACAACAAUUGGCCGACCAAGAAACCCGCCAUAAUAGAGAGAUCGUAGAAUUACAGAGCCGUUUAGAGAAGGCUCCGACCCCUACCGAAACCUCCCUUAUACUUCCAACGAUGCCUAGAGGUGAAGGGGAGGGUUCAGAAAGCAUAGGAAGCAACAAUUCUUCAAGCGUGCACCCAGUACCACUCGAAAGGCUGCUGGGAACCGAUUCUGAACAGGAAAUUGAAAGGAUAAGGAAGAAACUUCAAGACAACGAAUCGAAGGUGACCCAUCUGACGUCGCUGCUCUCGGACACUGAACAGGACUUGGUGAAACACGUCCAGAUGAAUAAGCUACUCAAAGAAGAAAUCAGGAGGCAGCAGAGGUCCGAAGAGAGGGAGAAACACGCCGAAAAUUUGGAGUAUCUCAAAAACGUAGUUUUUAAGUUCGUCACAUUGAACAGCGGCGAUGAGAGAAGCAGACUGGUACCGGUGCUAAAUACGAUACUCAAGUUAAGUCCUGAAGAAACGAAGCAUUUGAAUUCUGUGGCUACAGGCGGCCCAAACAGCUUAAAAGGAUGGAGCAGUUACUUACCAGCGUGGUCUUCGCCCAAUAAACCACAAUGAAAAAACUUCAGUCAGUUCCUAAUUAUAGGAAUUUAGAAGAAUAUUGUGCUAACGAGGCACGGUUUCUACUUAAAAUCAUAAUCUGGAAGGUAUUUACAGGACAUUGCAGAGUGUGUCGACAAGCAAUGGAUAAUUGACAGCUUCUGAUAUAUGACAAAUGUCAUUUUUUAUUAAAGUGCUAAUUUUAAACUAAAAUAAUUCCGUUAAAACAGUUUUUUGUCAUCUAUAUACUUCACGUUAUUUUUUUCAAUACAUAUGGUCGUUUCUCAGUAUAUUUAAAUAAAAAUAUGAAUUACAGUUGACAUAAACCAAAUGUCAAAUACAAAAUGUUUAACUGUACAAGAGUGCUUAU
Messenger RNA from Psylliodes chrysocephalus, 5044 nucleotides. Lineage: Eukaryota; Metazoa; Arthropoda; Insecta; Coleoptera; Chrysomelidae. The record is from the annotation of a GenBank genome assembly.